This is a messenger RNA of Musa acuminata subsp. malaccensis (wild Malaysian banana), 1742 nucleotides long. Its product is annotated as guanine nucleotide-binding protein subunit beta. Gene Ontology annotation, molecular function: signaling receptor complex adaptor activity; protein binding. NCBI's taxonomy places the organism in Eukaryota, Viridiplantae, Streptophyta, Magnoliopsida, Zingiberales, Musaceae. Gene Ontology annotation, cellular component: heterotrimeric G-protein complex; cytoplasm. Gene Ontology annotation, biological process: G protein-coupled receptor signaling pathway. The record is from RefSeq and is a predicted model, not a curated record.
CUCGUCUUCCUUUUCGCCGCCCUCUCCUCCUCUCUGUUACCUCUCUGAGCCCUAACGCUCGAUCGGUUGCCCCUCCCCCUUCUCUUCUCCAAUCGCAUUCUCCUCAGUGUGGGGACGAAGGGCUAGGGGUCCGGAUCGAGCUCCCCGCAGGGCGGUGUCGGCGGAAUACCGUCAAAUUUCCUCUCAUCUUUUGGAAUUUCAGGAAGAGUUUCUUAUUUUUGGGUAUUGGGUCUGGUUGAUGUCGUUCUCGGAGCUCAAGGACCGGCACGUGGCCGCGACGGCGACGGUGAACACUUUGAGGGAUCGGCUGAAUCAGAAGCGGCAGCAGCUUCUUGAUACGGACGUGGCUGGAUACGCGAAGAGCCAGGGGAGAACGGCAGUCAACUUUAGCUCGACGGAUCUGGUUUGCUGUAGGACAUUGCAGGGUCAUACAGGAAAGGUCUAUUCACUGGAUUGGACGCCUGAAAAAAAUCGCAUAGUUAGUGCAUCCCAGGAUGGGAGGUUAAUUAUAUGGAAUGCUUUGACAAGCCAGAAAACACAUGCUAUUAAGCUUCCUUGUGCUUGGGUCAUGACCUGUGCCUUUGCUCCAAAUGGACAUUCUGUUGCAUGUGGUGGCCUUGAUAGUGAAUGCUCCAUUUUCAAUCUUAAUUCUCAAGUUGACAGAGAUGGUAACAUACCAGUUUCAAGGGUUCUUACUGGACACAAGGGCUAUGUAUCUUCUUGUGAGUUUGUCCGUGAUCAGGAUACUCGCUUAAUUACCGGCUCAGGUGAUCAGACAUGUGUAUUAUGGGAUGUGACUACUGGACAGAGGAUCUCUGUUUUUGGUGGUGAAUUUCCUUCAGGACACACAUCUGAUGUAUUGAGCAUCUCAAUCAACAGUUCGAAUUCAAAUAUGUUUGUCUCUGGUUCUUGCGACGCAACUGCUCGGUUAUGGGAUACUCGAAUUGCUAGUCGGGCCAUUCGAACAUAUCAUGGUCACCAUGGUGAUGUUAACUCUGUCAAGUUCUUCCCAGAUGGACAAAGGUUUGGAACUGGGUCAGAUGAUGGAACAUGCAGGUUGUUUGAUAUGAGAACAGGGCAUCAGCUUCAAGUAUACUCUCAACAGCAAGCCAACAAUGACCAAGAUAUCCCAAUUGUCACAUCCAUAGCAUUCUCUAUAUCUGGAAGACUCCUCUUUGCUGGGUACUCCAAUGGUGAUUGCUAUGUGUGGGAUACUCUCUUAGCUGAGGUAGUUGUUAAUCUGGGAAAGCUACAGAAUUCUCACGAGGGCCGCAUAAGCUGCUUAGGUUUGUCUGCUGAUGGGAGUGCUUUAUGCACAGGAAGUUGGGACAAGAACCUGAAGAUCUGGGCUUUUGGAGGACACAGGAAGGUGAUCUAAUCUUUGGCUUUAUUGUGUUAAAGCGGACAACUUUAGUUUGUGGCUGAACUGGGACUCCUGUCGAAUUAACUACUAUAUCUAUAAGAGACUGAACAUCAAGAUGUAAACCAUGAACAUUAAGUUCUCAGAUGCAUCACUCCAACCAGGUCAGUCUAAAGGCUCUGAGAAGCAGCAUUAAAGUUUGCCAGCGCUUUUCUUAGUUCCUUUGCUAUGCAUCAUAUGUUGCAACUGUUUUGUCAUCGGACUGUUUCCCAAGCCUGGUUCAUUAUACUGAUUCAUCAUGCAUCUCCCUGUUGUAUGUUGUUGGAAAUUCUCUGUAUUAGUUGACUUAGAUUAUCCAUAAUAUUAUCAUCGUUAAAAUUAU